This is a messenger RNA of Egretta garzetta (little egret), 3391 nucleotides long. RefSeq names its product fatty acid amide hydrolase. The transcript has 18 exons. The coding region runs from base 29 to 1621 and encodes 530 amino acids. Gene Ontology annotation, molecular function: catalytic activity. The record is from RefSeq and is a predicted model, not a curated record. Lineage: Eukaryota; Metazoa; Chordata; Aves; Pelecaniformes; Ardeidae.
UGGACAGAUCUGCUUACUGCCGUUCUUAAUGAGGCUGAACAACUUCUCGCUCAUGCGUUCACUUGACAUUCACGAAGAUCCCACGUUUAUCCCAGAGGUUGCUGCGGAGGUUAUGGAAGACAAAUCUGAGGCUAAAAGCACUUCGGAUAUUAUCGAGCAGCUGAUAGAUGCAAGGUCUGAUUCUGCUAGCAAUGCGUUUAGCUUCAAAGGGAUCAGAGACUACCUGGACUGCUACCGGAGUGGGAAGCUGACGCCAUCUCAGGUGGCAAAGAACAUCAUUGCCAUGCUGGAGGACUGCGACAAAUCCACGCCCCCACUCAGAGCGAUAGUGCAAUGGGACAAGGAGCAAAUAAUGCUGAUGGCUGAGGCCUCCACUGCUCGUUACAGGAAUAAAUGUACCCUGUCUUACCUGGAUGGCAUCCCAGUGUGUCUGAAAGAAGAGUUCAAAGUGGUACCUUACCAUCACCGAGUGGGAACAGUCUAUCUUGGGACAGAGCCUGAGACAGAAGAUGCUACUGUGGCCAAGAAGCUGCGAGAGGCUGGGGCUAUCAUUAUUGGGGUCUCAAACAUGCAUGAACUAGGGACUGGAACAACUGGAUGCAACCCUAAUAGGUACCACAAGAUCCCUAGGAAUCCCUACAAGCCUAACCACUUCACAGGUGGGAGCUCCAGUGGGUCAGCAGCAGCUGUAGCAGCAGGUCUCUGCCCAGUGGCUAUUGGCACAGAUGGAGGUGGCUCUGUGAGGAUUCCUGCUUCGUUCUGUGGUGUGGUGGGGCUGAAAGGUACAUUUGGGCGCAUCAGUUCUCAUGGCAGCUUGCCACUCUCCUACUCCACAGUCAGCGUAGGCCCUCUCUGUACCUCAGUGGCAGAUGCAGCCAUUGUUUACAGUAUCCUUGCUGAGCCAGAUCCGCUCUAUCCCUAUGGACUAAAACAGCCCAAAGCAACCCUAUCUGGUAUGUGUGCUCCUGACCUGAAAGGCUUAAAACUGGGAGUGGACUGGACAUUUUUUAAGGCAUGUGAUGCUGAAGUCCUGUCCGUCUGUGAGAAAGCUGUGGAACACCUGCAGAGUUUGGGAGCCAGCGUGGUUGAAGUGUCUCUUCCAGAGAUGGAGGAAGUGCGAGUAGCACAUGUAAUCUGCAUUCUCAGUGAGAUGAGGGACUUCCUGCAACCUGACUUCAAUAAACAUUUCCAUGAAAUGAAUUUGGACACUCGGGCUAACCUGGCCUUGGCGUCCCAGUUCACGGCUCUGGAUUAUAUUACGGCAAAUCGACAGAGAACUCGGAGCAUGAGAUUUCUGCGAGAGAUCUUCACCACUGUGAACUGUAUCCUUACACCAGCUGUUGCUUCCACUGCCCCAAGAAUCUAUGAAUCUGACCUUUUGACUGGCAGCAGCAAUCUGUCCUUCACAGUCCGGUGCAUGAGGUUCAUGCAGCUUGCUAACUUCACUGGCAUUCCAGGCCUUGUGGUCCCCAUUGGAUAUUCUACUUCUGGGCUUCCUAUUGGUUUCCAGGUCAUGGCCAAAUGGUGGGAUGAAGCUGUUCUUCUGAGGAUUGGCCUGAAGCUAGAGCAGUUUCGUUACCAGACCAAAAAACCAUCCAUUUAUUAUGACAUCCUUGCAUGACGGAGCAACUGAGAUGGGGAAGUCGUCUGUCUUUUCCUGGUGUGACCUAAGUAUUAGAGUGGACUUGUUUUCAAUGUGCAUCUGAAUAAGGCUUAGUAGCAGGCCCAUUUGAGGAAUGGGGAGGAACACUGACCUAAGCAGGCAUUGAUGCUGUGCAGACAUCACUUCUGCUCUCUGUUUGUUAUUGAAUGGUCCAGCUUAUACUAGGGAGACCAACUGUGCUACCUGGAUCCUGGCUGUGGUAUUUUUUGUGAAAAGGGGAAGCUGCAACUUCUUUCCACGUAGACGGUCCUGUAUAGAUGGAAGACAGUUCAAUCUAGAAGACUGCACCUGGGCAGUUCAUGCUACUGUGCAUGGAAAAGUACAAUCCCUAGACCUUAAACCUUCUCACAGAACUCCUCCUGCUCCAGGAUAUAACAAAGGUACUCUUUUGAGCAGGGGAGGCAUCUUCCCUGAAGAAAUAAUGCCUAGCUCCCCUGGAACGAGGAGUAUCUUAACACGCCUGCAGUUAGGUAGUGGGUGUUGUGGCCCCUUACUUAGUCCCUCAGAGCAAAUAUAAAGCCUAUAGCUUAUGAAGUGUCACUGUCUUUCUGUCCCUUAUGCUGCAACCAGCGUAAGGUCAGUCUUAACUGUUGCACGAAGUCUCAAUGUGCUUGCUGCAUGAGCAGUCCUACCUACCUUCAGCCUUACAUGCAAGGGGAAGAAAAGGCAGAGCACGAACACUCAUCAACUCUGUGACCCAAAACUCUGGCUCAGGGUUCUGGCUUUCUGUUGCACAUCUCUCUUUCCCAUGCUAAGCCUUGGAGAGCCUCUUUUCUCCCACUGGUUGCUUAAGUAUAAGCCUACUAUCAUUUAGGUGUCCCAAUGGAAGAAAUUACUUGGUAUUGCUGUGAAGUACGGCUUAAAGGGUGCUGAGACAGCUGUUACAAACAGGUGAAAUUUGCGUGGUAGUGGAAAUAGGAGAUGCUACAGAGCUACUGGCAAAGAGUUGAAGCUGGGUGCUACAAAGGUGCUGCACAAAGCCCUGUGCAGCAAAGAGCUUGCUCUAGAUAAGAGGCUGACUCCCUCUUACCCUAAAUGUACUUCCUGAAGUAAUGAAGGUAGAAUUAAGACACAGCUUAAAGAUGAAGCUAUACUACAUAAAGCAUGACAUGGCUCUAAGCCGCAGUACUGUGCUUCAUUGAAAGGCCCCAGACCGUAAACUCCCAAGUACCUGUGUCCUGCCAGCAGCACUAAGGCCUCUUCUUAUCUUUCACGUGGCCCAGGGGUAACCAAAGUUAAUAAUUUGUGUUUGUUUUGGAGUAGUUUGGGGUUAAUGCUGAGAGGCAUCUCCUGUUGCCUACCUCACCAGGUAUCCUGGGCUUGUGAUCAGGCUGCUGGAAAAGCUGUCCUACAGCCAGGAGCUGAGAAGAUUGCACUAUUCUUACUUAGCUUGGAAGGAAAGAAGGAACAGAAAGUAGUUACAGUUUCUCCCAAACUCAAUACGGUUGGGUUUUCCCUGUCCCCCCCACUACAUAUCCACCCUUUAAACAGAGCUAGCACUUUACUAAUGGCUAAAGUUAAAAGAAGUCAGAUGGCAUCUGAAUGGAAGAAGAUUGCAUUGCUCUUUCCUCCUUCAUUAUUUAAGUUAAAGAGUUAAAGCAUCAAUUCCUACCAUCAGCUGUCACCAGCAUCCUCAGUUAAAUUAAUUAUAUGGUUGAUAUGGUCUUUUAUCUUCAAUUCCUCUAUGUAAUACUGCCACAACUAUUUUUCACUAGAUUCUAGUAAAGU